This is a messenger RNA of Cryptomeria japonica (Japanese cedar), 2824 nucleotides long. RefSeq names its product subtilisin-like protease SBT1.7. The coding region runs from base 379 to 2709 and encodes 776 amino acids. Gene Ontology annotation, molecular function: serine-type endopeptidase activity. The record is from RefSeq and is a predicted model, not a curated record. The transcript has a single exon. Lineage: Eukaryota; Viridiplantae; Streptophyta; Pinopsida; Cupressales; Cupressaceae. Gene Ontology annotation, biological process: proteolysis.
GUGUGGUAGCUAAAAGAUCGUUUGGUAAAGUAAAGUUGAGUUAAUGAUGGAUUGAUGGGGCCGGGAAAGAGAAAGCCUUUUAUCAGUUUUAUGAGGACGCGUGUGAUAAGUGGGAUUGUGUGUAGGUGAAAGUGACUAAAGAAUCUAAAUAUGUUAAUGGCAAUGUUUCAGGCCAUGUGCCUGUGCUCUGGCUUGUCCUCUUGUCAUUAGACCCGCUUUAUUGCUUUUGUCGAAUGCUAUAAGUGGCAACCCAGCUGAGACAGAGAGUUCUAUUUCAGAGGGCGUCUUCAGUGUCUGCGUCUCUGUAAUGGGAGGGUAGAGAUUUAGAUUAGAGUUUUGUUCAUCUUUUUUUGGGUUGAGAAGAGUAAGGGGGCGGAGAUGGAGAACUGGGUGAGGGUACUGCUGUUUUUAUGCUGCUUGGUGACUGUUGGGUUCGCUGCUAUAAGCAGUGAUGGGGAAACUAAAACUUAUAUUGUGCAUGUAGAUAGGUCGCAGAUGCCUGCUGCGUUUUUAAGUCAUGAAAACUGGUACGCUUCUUCUGUGAAGUCUGUACUUGGUGUGGAAGAUGAAGUGAGUAUUUUGUAUAACUAUGAGGAAGCCUUUCAUGGGUUUGCUACCCGCCUGAACGCUGCUCAAGCUGCGGCGCUGGAGAAAAUGGAUGGGGUUCUUGGGAUUUAUCCAGAGACCAUCUAUGAGCUCCAUACAACUCGUAGCCCAGAGUUUCUUGGGCUUGAUGCUGUAACAGCGAUGCAGCCUGAUGGGCCCAAUUAUGGGCAGGAUGUGGUGGUUGGGGUGCUUGAUACGGGCAUAUGGCCGGAGAGCGAGAGCUUCAACGACAGGGGCCUGGGACCUGUCCCUCUGCACUGGAAGGGCGAGUGCGAGGUCGGUACGAAAUUCAAAGCCACGGUCUGCAACAAAAAGAUUGUGGGUGCACGAUUUUUUUCCAAUGGGUACGAGGCUGCGGUGGGACCGAUCAAUGAAACGGCCGAAUUCAGAUCACCGAGGGACCAGGAUGGGCACGGCACACAUACGGCAUCGACUGCAGUCGGGUCGGAGGUGAUCGGAGCCAGCUUGCUGGGCUACGCUAAUGGAAGUGCAAGGGGGAUGGCUCCAAAGGCGCGGAUUGCAGCGUACAAGGUUUGUUGGGUCGGUGGGUGUUUCAGUACUGAUAUCCUGAAAGCCAUUGAUAAAGCCGUGGCCGAUGGAGUAAAUGUCCUGUCGAUGUCGCUUGGCGGCGGGAUUGCUCCCUAUUACAGAGACAGUAUUUCACUGGGAGCCUUCGGGGCGAUGCAGAGAGGCAUUUUUGUGUCUUGUUCGGCGGGUAACAGUGGCCCAGAUGCGGUUAGCUUGUCAAACGUUGCGCCAUGGAUAACAACGGUCGGUGCGAGCACGAUGGAUCGGAACUUCCCGGCGGAUAUCAAGCUCGGCAACGGGAUGAUCUUCGGUGGUGUUUCUUUGUACCAUGGGAGGCAGACACUCGGUACCAAGGUGCCGUUGGUGUACCAGAGCUCCAAUUCAAGUUCCACUGGCGGGAGCCCGAUGAAUCUGUGCCUGACCGGCACUCUGGAUCCGAAGACCGUGGCUGGCAAGAUCGUGGUCUGUGACCGCGGCAUUACGGCCCGGGUAGCGAAAGGGGCGGUCGUCAAGGCGGCGGGUGGAGCGGGCAUGAUACUGGCGAACACAGAGGCUAAUGGGGAGGAGCUUGUGGCGGACUGUCACAUGCUACCGGCUUCCGCCGUGGGGCAGAAGGAGGGUGAAGCAAUCAAGAAGUACAUAAAAUCGACCCCAAAUCCAACAGCCACGAUCCUAUUUAAAGGCACAGUGCUGGGCGUCAAGCCAUCACCUGUUGUAGCUGCUUUUUCUUCUCGAGGACCCAAUAUUGUGAACCCAGACAUCCUUAAACCAGACGUGAUAGCCCCCGGGGUGAACAUUCUAGCCGCCUGGACGGCAUUUGAGGCUCCAACCGGGCUGAGCAACGAUCCACGAAGGGUGAAGUUCAACAUCAUCUCGGGCACCUCAAUGUCCUGCCCUCAUGUCAGUGGCAUAGCAGCUAUAAUCAAGGGCGCUCACCCAGAUUGGAGCCCAGCGGCCAUUAAAUCCGCCCUUAUGACCACCGCCUAUGUCCUCGACAACACCGGCAAAACGCUACAGGACGCCGCCACCGCCAAUGCCUCAAACGCCUUCGACCACGGCGCUGGCCAUGUCGACCCAAAGAAAGCCCUCAAUCCGGGGCUUGUCUACGACAUCACAGCUGAUGACUAUGUGGAGUUCCUCUGUAGCCUUAAGUACACGCCCGCGCAAAUCAACUUAAUUACCAAAUCAAAUGCCACCUGCCGCAACACAUUGCACAGUCCAGGCGACCUGAACUACCCAUCUUUCUCCCCUGUUUUCUCUGUACCCAGCAACUCCUCGUCAGAUAUUGUAGUGAAGUAUACGAGGACUCUCACCAAUGUCGGUCCUGCAGGGUCCAAGUAUAACGUUACCACUGUUCAUCAGUCGACUGAAGUAAGCACCGUUGUGGAGCCCCAAACGCUCUACUUCGCAAAGACCGGUGACAAGCAAACUUACACCGUUACCUUCACUGGCAAACCGUUGCCCGUAGUGUCUGGUCUUUUGAUUGCCACGUUCGGGUCGCUCACGUGGAGCGACGGUGUUCAUGACGUUCGUAGCCCGAUAGCCUUCAGCUGGCAGUCAGCAGACUCCUUUUAAGAAAUCGUACUUUGCAAAUGGGUACAUCGAGAAAUGUAUGACUGUAUCCUAUAGUUUGUUUCUAUGUAUGAAUUACUAUUUUCAAUUUUCAAGUCUUUUGAGGCCUUACAAAACA